UUGAAGUAGGAAGCGCGUCAAAACAGAAACAAUUUCUAAUGAAGUCAUCACACUGGGCUUCCUCACACUUUCCCCCAUUUUCUGUUUCCUCUUAUAUCGCCUAAAAUCUUGUAUACUCAAUUUCCACACACUAUAUAAUUCCAUUUUCCGCACACAACCAAAAAAUCUCUGCACCAACAAUGAAAAACAUUUUCAAGAAGCUACACAAAAGUAACAAUGAAACCCUAUCUAAUCCUUCUUCUUCUUCUGCGCAAUCUCAAUCUUCAACCUCAUCAUCGUCAUCGUUAUCGUCAUCAUCAUCUUCUACUUCGUCGUCUGUGACGACGAUUUCUUCAUCCAUGGCGACACAAUCGGUUUCUGUCGCCACCGAUCGUGGAAGUUCUCCAGUCAUUGGUGAUUUGGUAAAGAAUGAUCAUCAAUUUCGUCAAGGUGAUUACUUUUCGUCUGAAGAGGAUUUUCAGAUGCAACUUGCUUUAGCGAUUAGUGCUUCUAAUUCCGAGUUUCGUAAUGAUUCUGAGAAUGAUCAGAUCCGUGCUGCUACUUUGUUGAGUUUAGGAAGGUCUAAUUCUAUUGAUAAUGCAAUAGAUAAGGGGGUUUCUGGCGAGGCGCUGUCGCGGCGGUUUUGGGAUUAUAACGUACUUGAUUAUGAGGAGAAAGUGGUAGAUGGUUUUUACGAUGUAUUUGGCAUUUCAUUAGAUCCUUCAAUCCAAGGAAAGAUGCCUUCUCUUGCAGACCUUGAAACAAAUGCUGGUGAUUCUGGAUUUGAGGCUGUGAUAGUUAAUAGGAUGGUUGAUCCAAUUCUUGUGGAAUUGGAGCAAGUCGCUCAUUGUUUUGCAUUAGACUGUUCGGAAUCUGAGGUUGGUGUCUUGGUUCAAAGGCUUGCUGAACUUGUGACACAACACAUGGGUGGACCAGUUAGGGAUGCUAGCAUUAUGUUGGUUAAGUGGACAGAGAUCAGCACAGUAUUGAGAACUUCCCUUCAUACGAGUGUCUUUCCCAUUGGUUCUAUAAAAGUUGGCUUGUCACGCCAUCGGGCCUUGCUCUUUAAGGUAUUAGCUGACCAUGUUGGGAUAAAAUGUAGACUUAUCAAAGGAAGUCAUUACACUGGCAACGAAGACGAUGCUGUUAAUAUAAUAAAGAUGGCAGACGAAAGGGAGUUUUUGGUUGAUCUCAUGGCUGCUCCUGGAACUCUAAUACCUGCUGAUGUUUUAAGUGUGAAGGAUUUUUCUGCCCCAGCGCUCAAUCAAAAACUGAAUAAGAUCCCUUCCCUGCAACCUUCAAAGGAUUUGGACUUUCUCAGUGCCAGACCAAAGCCGUUAAAUUCAUUGUUAGUUGAAGGCACUCCUGCUGACAAUUUUGACUUUGGUCGAAAUUCAGUCUCUGGCAAAGUGGAAUUAUUGCCUUCAUCUUCAAGCACUAGUAAUGACAUGGGUGCUGGCCCUUCUAGAGUCUCUAGCCAAUCUAACCCUUACAAUCAGUUGGACUUGCCCUCAACAUCAGCAGUAGGGGCGUCUCUUUUCAAACCACAUCGCGGAGCCCUUGCAGUUGGUGAUGGCAAGAGGUUGAAUGUAAAUGUAGUACCCUAUAAUCAAGGUAAUUCUGAUGAUCCCAGAAAUCUUUUUGCGGACCUUAAUCCAUUUCAAUUACGAGGUUCAAGUCAAGCUUCACAUCAGAACAGAUCCAAAUUUGAGAUUGAUGAGUCUCAGAAAUUUAGGAAUGAUGCUAUCCCCAGAAAACCACCUUCUCCCAUGAUGUGGAAAAACAAUCAAGCUAUUAAUUAUGUUCCCAGGAAGAAAGACCAUGAUUUUGUUGAAAGUUUAUUCCCAAGAAAUAACCAUGGAAACAAGGCUUCCAGAAUGCCACCUGCGACGUCAUCCAUCUCAUUGUCUUCCCACAAUGUACAUCAAAAUGGUUCGGAGUUGGGGAGUUCGAAUCUGAUUGGUUUAAAUGUUGAAGCUGGAAGCUCUUUGAGUGUUGCUACUAAUGCUGUACCCGGUUGUGGCCAGAAUGAUAAACCUCUUCCAAGUGAAGUUGGAAAUGCUUCUCACAUGAAAGACUCGACUCAGGAGGCAGAUUCUGCUGAUGAUAUGCUUGUUCAGGAAAAUCAAAAAACAAAAGGAGCUUCUGGUUUACAGAAUGCUGGGAAGUGCACUACUGAGGGAUUCAUAGGGACAGGAAUGAUAUUAAAUUAUUCAAGUCUAGAAUCUUCAGAUUCUGCCGGAAAUGCGGCUGACCAAGUGCUUGAUGAUGUGGGUGAAUGUGAAAUAUUGUGGGAAGACCUUGCUCUUGGUGAAAGAAUAGGAUUAGGUUCAUAUGGAGAGGUCUAUCAUGCAGACUGGAAUGGCACGGAAGUUGCUGUGAAGAAAUUCUUGGACCAGGAUUUUUCCGGGGCUGCUCUAGCGGAGUUCAAAAGAGAGGUCCGUAUAAUGCGUAGAUUGCGCCAUCCCAAUGUGGUCCUAUUUAUGGGUGCUGUUACUCGCCCACCAAAUCUCUCAAUUGUUUCUGAAUUUCUUCCAAGAGGAAGCUUAUACCGGAUUCUCCAUCGUCCCAAAUGUCAAAUUGAUGAAAAGCGUAGAAUAAAGAUGGCUCUCGAUGUGGCUAAGGGCAUGAAUUGCUUGCAUACAAGCACACCAACUAUUGUGCAUCGUGAUUUAAAGUCACCCAACUUGCUAGUCGACAAAAAUUGGAAUGUAAAGGUCUGUGAUUUUGGAUUGUCAAGGUUGAAGCAUAACACAUUUUUGUCUUCUAAAUCAACUGCUGGAACUCCUGAAUGGAUGGCUCCCGAAGUACUUCGAAAUGAACCAUCAAAUGAGAAAUGCGAUGUUUAUAGCUUUGGUGUAAUAUUAUGGGAGCUUGCAACCCUUAGACUGCCUUGGAGUGGAAUGAACCCAAUGCAAGUUGUGGGUGCAGUAGGUUUCCAGAAUCGGCGCCUAGACAUCCCCAAGGAACUUGAUCCUUUGGUUGGUAGUAUUAUAUGGCAAUGUUGGCAGUUUGAGCCAAAUCUACGUCCUUCAUUUGCUCAGCUCUGUGAAGCUCUUAAAUCAUUGCAGCACCUCGUAAUCCCUUCGAAUGCUGAUCAGCAAAACUUGCCGAUGCCGACAGAUACUUCUGUAAAUUCGGUGCCUUGAUUGCGAAGAGAAUAAGUCUCAUAUUAUCAAAUAUAGAGCUGGUACAUAAGGUUUAGCGAGAAGUAAACUGAAAUAUUGAAAAAAGGCGAUGAAAGCUUCUCGAGGCAGCCUCAUUGUCUUUUUGACUUUUUAGUCGUGAUAGAGUUUCGAAUUUCGACAACAGCAGCUGCAGCAGCUCAGCUUGAAGGGGAUGUCAGUUGCAAAUUUUGUAUAGAGGCGUGCGUAGUUUUUGAUGCAAAUAUUGUGAUAUUGAAUUUUGACAUGGAAUUGUAAAAUAUGCAUGUCCAUGCAUGCGAGUAAAGUCAACUUCUUUUUUCCUUUUUUUCUGUAAAGAAAAUUGAAGUAUAAGUAGAAGUCUAUUUUAUUAGAAUCAAGAAUGUAAAGGACUGUAAAUAUAUCAAUAUAUAUUUUCCAAACUUCUUCACUUUAA
Messenger RNA from Amaranthus tricolor (Joseph's coat), 3558 nucleotides. Its product is annotated as serine/threonine-protein kinase EDR1. Gene Ontology annotation, molecular function: ATP binding; protein kinase activity. Gene Ontology annotation, biological process: protein phosphorylation. The coding region runs from base 180 to 3128 and encodes 982 amino acids. The record is from RefSeq and is a predicted model, not a curated record. The transcript has 13 exons. NCBI's taxonomy places the organism in Eukaryota, Viridiplantae, Streptophyta, Magnoliopsida, Caryophyllales, Amaranthaceae.